Messenger RNA from Thrips palmi, 1541 nucleotides. RefSeq names its product endonuclease III-like protein 1 (gene Nthl1). Gene Ontology annotation, cellular component: nucleus. Gene Ontology annotation, biological process: base-excision repair; base-excision repair, AP site formation; nucleotide-excision repair. The record is from RefSeq and is a predicted model, not a curated record. The transcript has 4 exons. Bases 187 to 1377 code for a protein of 396 amino acids. Gene Ontology annotation, molecular function: DNA-(apurinic or apyrimidinic site) endonuclease activity; oxidized pyrimidine nucleobase lesion DNA N-glycosylase activity; DNA binding. NCBI's taxonomy places the organism in Eukaryota, Metazoa, Arthropoda, Insecta, Thysanoptera, Thripidae.
GAAAAACUUAUUUCCCGGACCAAGCCAGACUCCAGACCACCGAGCCCCCAAAGCAAACAAAAACAGAACAACAGCUCGCUAGAUCGCCUGCUUAACCCACAAAAUCGUUGAGGACAGGUGAGACAGCAGUUGUCUGCGAUUGCGCGGAGUCGGAAACGCCGGCAAGACCUCGGAGGCUCUCGCUGAAUGCGUCAGAUUUCCUUUUGGGCGCUUGCUUUGCGAAACCGAGACUUAAAGUCUAUCAUCGAAGCCGCGGCCAUGAGGGGAAGAAGGGCAGUCCGAAACGACAAGUCUCAGGAGGAGGGCUCAGCAGCCUCAGCAGCCUCGAUGCCAGGUGAUCCAAAGACCGGUGAAAAUGAACAAGCCUGUCCGCCCACCAGAAAGACACGAAGAAAUGCCAACAAGGCUGACAUGUCAAAUGAAGUUUCAAAUUUGCCUGUUGACGAGGAGACCUCUGUUGGAGAAGAUCCACCUAACAUUGGUCUCUCCGCUCGUUUUAGAAAAAUGGAAAAGAAGAAAAUUAUCCAUGGAACGGAUACUUAUGCUGGUGAUGCAGGAGAAGGGCCUGGAGCUCAUGACGAGAAGUCGAAACAAAAUAUUAAAAAGUCCCCCAAGAAGAGAGCGGUCACCAUUGAAUAUGAAACCAAUGCCAAGAAAGAUAAGUGGGAACCAGACAACUGGAUGCAGGUAUUAAAAAAUAUCAGGGAAAUGCGGAAGAGUGCAGAUGCUCCUGUGGACACUAUGGGAUGUGAUAAGUGCAUGGACGAAGAAGCUAAACCAGAGGUUCUGCGUUACCAAACAUUGCUCUCUCUCAUGCUAUCCAGUCAAACUAAAGAUGCAGUGACUCAUGCUGCUAUGAAGCGCCUUCGGGAUCAUGGUUGCACAAUUGAGAACAUAUUGAAGACAGAGGACAAGGUGCUCGAAGACUUAAUUCACCCAGUGGGAUUUAAAAAGACCAAAGUGCAAUACAUCAAGAGGACUUCAGUCAUUUUGCGCGAUAAGUACAUGGGUGAUAUUCCAGAUACGGUGGAAAAACUGUGUGAAUUGCCCGGUGUGGGACCCAAAAUGGCUCAUUUGUGCAUGAAUUGUGCCUGGGGAGUUGUCACAGGAAUUGGUGUAGACACCCAUGUCCAUCGAAUUUCAAAUCGAAUUGGUUGGGUUCCUCGUCAAACAAAGAAUCCCGAAGAAACACGUAAGGCUUUGGAGGAUUGGCUGCCAUCUGACUUAUGGAGUGAAGUCAAUCAUUUGUUAGUUGGAUUUGGACAGCAAAUUUGUCGUCCUGUGGGUCCGCAUUGUGACUCAUGCCUAAAUGCUCAGCUCUGCCCUUACACUCGUUCACCAAACAAGAGCCCUCGCAAGAGCCCUAGUAAAAAAUGAAAAAAACUAGGUUGUUAAUUUCUAUUUUUAAGAACAUUUUCUUGUACUUCUUCAGUAUUAUUUCAUUUACAGUUUUUAAAUAUGCGAGUCUCCAGCUAUUUAAAACAAUUAAGUAUCAUGUCAAAAUACUGUUUCAUUUUUUAAAUAAAGCAUGCAGCUGUGAA